UCAUUUAGACAGUGAAAAAAAAAAACAACAAAACAAAAAUUAAUGGAAAACAAAUUACUUAAAUUUAGACUUUUCACCGUUCUAUGUUUGAAAUGUCUGUCGUGCAGUGGAUAUCGGUGUCCAUGUUGAUUCUUAUAAUACUCUUUUUUACUAUUUAUACUAUUUACUUUACAGCUGCAAGCGUUCAUGAUCAGAAUGAUUGGAAUUAUCGUGCCUUCUGCCUAUUUGCCAUAUAUAUUCUACACAAUAUAUUCGGUAAUAUGUUUUUGUGCUGGCAAACGGACAGUUCAUGGAAAAGUUUGCCCCAUUCUCAACAACAACCGCCGCCCUCGGAUGCCCCUUUAUGGCACUUUUGCAAGCCUUGCAAUAUGAGGAUGCCGCCUCGUUCGUGGCAUUGCCGAAUCUGUGAAUGUUGCACUCUGAAACGCGAUCAUCAUUGCGUUUUCUUGGCCAGCUGCAUUGGACAUAAUAAUCAAAGAUAUUUCAUUUGCUUGAUGGCCCAUUUCAGUUUGGCAACAGCUGUUUGUUUCGCCUAUUGUAUAGCUGAAGCAUGGUAUUCUCAUUCUCUUUUGAUUACCGACCCUCUGUGGUUACACCUGAUUUUCUGGGGAUAUAAUAUAGAUAUCGAUCCCUCUCAAUAUAGCUGGCAAAUGUUAACAUCGUUGAUAGCAAAACUCAUUUUAAUUGUCUUCAUGUUGCCAACUUUUGUGUUAAUAAAUCAAAUGGCGAUAGUCAAGCGGAAUAGUACCAAUUAUAAUAUCAACGAUCGUUCGUAUGAUAUUGGAUUUUGGCAAAAUGUUGAAACGAUUUUUGGCAAACGUCGUUUUUGGACACUAUUAUCGCCGUUUUUGAAUAGCCCCCAGCCCCAUGAUGGUAGCCAGUGGACAUCAUUGAAGGAUUUGUAACAAAAAGAUGAAUUAUUUUAUGCCAAUGAACUAACUAACUAACUAGUAGGAAUAAAGUUACUCAAGGGAAAGCCAAUUGCUGCAAGAGAUUGCCAAACGGAAAAUCCUUAGAAAAUUUGUAUCAAUUUUUAAAACUCUUCGACAAGUUUAUUAAUGAAAAGUGAGGACUCAUUAAUCACCUUAAGGUAUAUCCAAGAAACCUUGUUGAUUCAUUUGAUGGAAAAGCAAGAUCCUUUAUUCAAGUCAGAAUCGCAUUUAUAAAUAAAUAUGAUAAAUACAGCCUACACUGUCAAUUUA
Drosophila willistoni is the source of this 1202-nucleotide messenger RNA. Its product is annotated as probable palmitoyltransferase ZDHHC24. The coding region runs from base 84 to 905 and encodes 273 amino acids. Gene Ontology annotation, biological process: peptidyl-L-cysteine S-palmitoylation; protein targeting to membrane. The transcript has a single exon. Lineage: Eukaryota; Metazoa; Arthropoda; Insecta; Diptera; Drosophilidae. Gene Ontology annotation, molecular function: protein-cysteine S-palmitoyltransferase activity. Gene Ontology annotation, cellular component: Golgi apparatus; endoplasmic reticulum. The record is from RefSeq and is a predicted model, not a curated record.